Molecule: messenger RNA, 2216 nt
Organism: Spinacia oleracea (spinach)
Lineage: Eukaryota; Viridiplantae; Streptophyta; Magnoliopsida; Caryophyllales; Amaranthaceae
Exons: 3
Coding region: 494-958 (154 amino acids)
Source: RefSeq, a predicted model, not a curated record
UUCAACCACCCUUAUUACUUCCACCUUUAUGAAUUCCCCAUCUUCAUUAAUUCUCUCUCCAUCUCACCCUCUAUCAUAUCACUUCCACUCAUCUCCCACUCUUCAAAAAAAUCGUCACUCUGGAUCCUUCCUUCCCUUCUCAAACUGAAAACUCUCCUUCUCUCUCUUGACAUUUCUGGAUGCUUCCCUUCAGAGACUCAAACCUCUCUCUUCACUCGCCUUCCCUCUUCACUCGUCUUCCCAGGUUUUAUUCAUUAAAAAAAUUAAGCGGGCGAAAAUUAGGGGUUAUUGAGGUUCGAUCUAGUUUAUUAAGAUUUGAAAAAUUAGGGUUCUUGAGGUUCGAUCUGGUUUAUUGAGGUUCGAAAAUUUAGGGUUCUUGAGAUUCAAUAUGGGUUCUUGAGGUGCGAAAAUUCUGGGUUCUUGAGGUUCGUUCUGGGUUCUUGAGUUUCAGACCGGUGACCCCUACUUUCUCUCUCCUUAGAUUUGAUCUUCAAUGAAACGUUUUGAAUGUUUCAACUACAUAAAAUAUGAAAUGGGUCCCUUAGUUGAAAGUGAGGAUGUGGAUAUGUCAGAGCUUGAUGAUGAAGAACCUGAGCUUGAUGAUUAUCUGAAAGAGCUUCUUUAUAAAUAUCACAAUCCCCGUGAGGCUCCCCUAUUUGUUGGUGAGGAGUACGUCCCACACGCUCCCAGUGAGACUCCCCUGUUUGUUGUUGAGGAGACUGCUAUACCUGACACGCCAGAAGGGAUAGUCUCCUUCAACCCGCAUGAGCGUCGACCGGGAGAUUUGUCCCGCCAUCGUAGAAUCAGGCCAAGAGAUUAUGAUGCCUCUUCCGCAUCCUCUGAUCCUCCAUCCUCUAGUGUUGUUCGGGCCCCGUUUUUCCCGCCUAGAAAUCAUUAUAUGGUCCAGUUACUAUGCCCUGGGAUUUUCUGCAAUCUUACUACACAAUCAGUGAGGUAGUGAAGAGACGAGGUAUUUAUUGUAAACUGCUUAUGGUUAAAGGAAGCUCGUGUUUUGGAAAAAAAAUAGAGGAAGAGGAGUGACUACUUUCUAGCAUUACUGGUUAAAGGAAGCUCGUGUAAAAAUCAGCUAAGUAAUUUCUUAUUUAAACAUCAUUAUUGUACUUCAUUUGCUGGUUUGUUGGUUGGUGGUUGUUGGAUUUCUUGUUGGUUGUCUGUUGCUGGUUGCCUGUUGUUGUUGGUUGUCUGUUGCUGGUUGCCUGUUCUUGUUGGUUGCCUGUUGCUGGUUGGUUGUGUUGGUUGUCUGUUGUUGUUGGUUGUCUGUUACUGGCCAUGGGUUUUGUUGUUGUGAUAUGGUCCGUCAAGUGAUGAUCAAUUUCAUUUUGAUACAAUAUCGGUUAAGUGGUCCAUUUGCAUGACUCGGGCCAUAUUCGAGGAAUUAAUACUCUGUCUAUAUGCUUUGUAUCGUUAUGCUCAUAUGUGCCCUACCUUAUGAUGUUUAUUGAGGGUGAGGAUAUUAUUAUGUAAGUUGUUGAGUUUUUCUCAACAUAAUGGUAUUAUCAGCCAGCUCAAAAUGCCCGUGAACACUUUAAAAAAACAAACCAUUCAUUCAUACUUUCACAUUCAUGUUUACAAACGGUCUUUCAUAUUUUCAAAAACUUCAGUGCAUUAACAAAAUAACUGACUAGCAUUUACACCCUCCAAAUAAAAAAGUUGUUAAAACUUAAGUAAUCUUGAAUUUGUCACCCCCAAAAAAUUGCAGUUGCGAUUUCUCUUUUGCUCUCAAAUUGUAAUUGUAUUCUAUUUCUGCUCUCAAAAUCAAACUUCUUGUUUUUCUCGAUUUCUCUUUUUCUCUCAAAAUGUAAUUGUAUUAUAUUUCUUCUCUCAAAAUCAAACUUCUUAUUUUUCUCAGACUUCUUAGACAAUUUGAGACAUAUUGUUUUCAAUAUUGUGCUCUUGGCUAAUAUUGACUUUAAUAUGUCCUUCACUUAGGAACUGCUGAGCUUGAACCCUCGUUUCUGUUGGUACAUCAAUUUGUACAGGAAGUAGUCCCAUUCUUUCUAGCCUUCUCUUUACUUUGUGAGGGUUCUUGUAAUUGUUUCCCCCCUUAAAUUGAAGUAUUUCAAGCAUACACUAUUGCAAAUGCAGCCAUGUGUAGUUCAACGAUUUUGGGUCAAAAACAUUGUAUGCAUGUUCAACUGAUUUUAUCAGCUCGGCCACUGAUUUUGGAAAUUCUUUGUAUUGAAUGGAUUGUAUAG